Molecule: messenger RNA, 204 nt
Organism: Blepharisma stoltei
Lineage: Eukaryota; Ciliophora; Heterotrichea; Heterotrichida; Blepharismidae
Source: the annotation of a GenBank genome assembly
AUGGAUUUUUGUAAUGAAGAGCCUGCUUUGAAUCCAGGGAAAACUUGGCCUUUGCAGCUGAUUGAAAAUGUAGCUUUUUCGAUUUUCAGGCCAGAUGAGCUUAUAGAGCUGGAGCCUUGUAGGUCUUCAGGGUGAGGCUCAGUCUCAAGAGGAUUUCUUUGUAAUCCUGACAAUAAAGUAGAACUGUCAUGAAUACUCAUAUAA